UAUUGAAAGUGAAGCUACAGUGGUUUUCCUUGCCUUCAGUUAUAUGUGCUUUGGUUGGAGAUUUUGGUUGGAGUAAAGGCUUUAUUUCUUUCUUUGUAACUGGUGUUAGGCCGUCUCAUGAAACUCCCAGGCUUCUACUUUUCUUUCUUUUUUUCUUUCUGUGUUAUUCUCAGAGCCGGUUUAACAGACUAAAAACACAAAGGAGUGGUGUUAAUAGUGUUGGAAGAGCUGAACCGCAGCCUCGUGCCUGAUUACGACAGAAACUUCUGGCAGUUUCAGCUGCAGAUCAUGUAGAACUACGGCGACUGAGUAAAACUGAAAAAGUGCAAAAAUUCAACCUAGGUUAUUUAGAUUUCAGCCAUUCUGCUUACUCCUCAUCAGUCCUAUAUAACUUACACACUGCUUAGGAAAAUGGCUGGGGUUUUGAUUGUACUCAAAUUUUUGAUGAAUUUGAUCUUUCUCGUAUCGGCUUCCACAUGCACAGAGAGACAGGUGGAAGCAACUGGUAUUAAAGGUCAGGCUACAAUUAUUUUUUGCGAUUCAGACCUGGACAAUGAAAGCUCAACGUUUACUUGGACUAAAGAUAACCGCACUUUAGAACCAAGCCCACAGAUUACAAUGCAAGGCCAGAUAUUGUGGCUUUUAAACACUACCUCAUCUGACGGCGGCCUCUAUGUGUGCCGAAGCUCCAACUCAACUUUCAGCACGGAAAUUCGAGUGAUCCUUUCUGUUGAAGCCGGACCUUGUCGAAGUUUCAGUGAGAUUGACCUGAAACAGGAGAAAGACAAUAUCAAAUUUUCCUGUUCUGAAGAGCGUGUUCCUGUUCUGGGAGAGACACUGGAAGUGCAGUGGUGGAAGGACUGCAAGUCAACAGGCAUACGAGGGAGUGAAUUAAAUCUUUUCAACGUAUCCAUGAGCAGCAAAGGCAACUACACCUGUAUGGUCAUAUUUAGAUAUGAAGACAAAAACUACACAGCGUCUUUGACCUAUCAGCUAGAAGUGAUGAAGAAAGAGAUUGUCAUAAAUCCUCAGGUAUUAGAACCUCGAGACAAAACUCUAUAUGUCAAGCCAGGCAUGAGUAUCAAAUUGGAGUGCAAUUUGUUGAUUGGUAUUGGAGAGGAUUGUCAGCAAGAAACCUCUGUAUACUGGAUGAUAAAUCACUCUUAUGCUAUGAUGCCCAGAUACCCAGAUCUUCAGCAGAACCUGACCACAGAGAUGAGAGAGAAUUCUUGGCUGUAUGGCCGCUCAACAUUGUUCAUUCCUGAAAUUUUGCCUGAAUUCUUUGGAAUACCUUUUCAAUGCGUCAUUUUAAAUCCCAAUGGAAAUGAUAUUGGCCAGGUGUGGCUCAGCCAAGAUGAUUAUAUGACCCACAUAUGGCUGAUUAUUGCUGUGCUCCCCAUAUUAGCAGUUAUUGUGGGUGCUGUCUUACUGAAUUUCUUCAAAAUAGACCUAAUUCUAGCUUAUCGUCAUCUUUGUGGCAAAGACAAAAAUAUUCAUGAGGGGAAUCAGUACAAUGCAUUUGUGUUGUAUCUCCAUGGCAAACGUCCUGGUUCGUCUACAGUCGAGGACUUCGCACUGAGGAUCUUACCGUCCAUGCUGGAGCAGCAGCAUAACCUCAAACUGUUCAUACACGGCCGUGACACAGACACAGAAGCGAGUAUUGCCAGCAUAUCUGAUGUGCUGAGCCAGAGCAAGGCGGUGAUGCUCAUCCUUCCAGGCAGUACCGAAGAUGAGACUUUGAUUCCACUAAGUCAAGACCAAAACAGGCUUGAAGACUCACAACUCUCAGUCCUUUUUUCUGACAUUUCUGACUCCGGUGUCCCACUCCUUUUGGUGGAAAGUGGGGAGAAUGCUGAUUAUUCGCUGCUGCCAGAGUCUAUCCAGUCCAGCAUUAAAAAGGGCCGAGUGCUGAAGUGGAAGCCAACAGUGCAACCCGAUGGUCGUUUCUGGAAGCAGCUCAGAUAUCACAUGACCUGAGAUCAUGUUCCUGUAUAACAGCAUGGAAUAAUAAUGAAAACUACAACAACAAAAAAAAAACAGUUAACAUUAUGUCAUGCUAAUAUAUUUUUCCUUUGCUUAAACUAUGCAAUACCUUUUCAUUUUUUAUUUCAAUUCAUUAACAUUUGCAUUGCUACUGUAGUGUUAUGCUACACUGUAAUCUUUACACAGAUACUGCAUCAUGAUGUACAAUGAUCAGGCAUAACAUUAUGACCACUGGAAGGUGAAGUGAAUAAUACUGAUUAUCUCCUCAUCAUGGCACCUGUUAGUGGGUGGGAUAUAUUAGGCAGCAAGUGAACAUUUUGUCCUCAAAGUUGAUGUGUUAGAAGCAGGAAAAAUGGACAAGGGUAAGGAUUUUGACAAAGGGCCAAAUUGUGAUGGCUAGACAACUGGAUCAGAGCAUCUCCAAAACUGCAGCUCUUGUGGGGUGUUCCCGGUCUGCAGUGGUCAGUAUCUAUCAAAAGUGGUCCAAGGAAGGAACAGUGGUGAACCAGUGACAGGGUCAUGGGUGGUCAAGGCUCAUUGAUGCACGUGGGGAGUGAAGGCUGACCCAUGUGAUCCGAUCCAACAGAUGAGCUACUGCUGCUCAAAUUGCUGAAGAAGUUAAUACUGGUUCACCUUCAGGGAUCUAGUGGAGUAAAUGCCUCGAGGGGUCAGGGCUGUUUUGGCAGCAAAAGGGGGACCAACACAAUAUAAGGCAGUUGGUCAUAAUGUUAUGCCAGAUCAGAAUCCAGACACUGAGAAGAAACAAAUUUAGUGCAGCCCAAGAACUUAAGAAAUGUAAACCUAGAAAUGCAAACAAGAAGCUUUUGUUUUGCUUCCUUAUUUUCUUUUUCUGUCCAGACUUUCCAGGCAACAGUGAAUAAAAACCGACGUCAGAGCUCUUUAGUGUUACACUGAAAACGUCUAUUAUUUCAACAGCACCGAUCUCUCACUUGUAUCAAAGUCAAAUAUUAAUUUGUUAUUCAUAAAAUAAUGAUUGGGAAGAAGACUAGAUAAAAAAAGACCAGGCCAUAUUUUUUGGUUCGUUAUGGGUGAGCCUAUAUCUACUGUAGCCUCAGAUUACUGUUUGUAAGUUUCUGUUCAUGCUUCCUCUAGAGUCUCAUCUUUGUAAACAAAAAGGCCAUAAACAAAAUGCUAGUAGGUGUAUUAGCUUUGCUAAAUUGACUCUAGUUGUAAAUGAGUGUGUGAAUGUGUGUGCAUGCUGCCCUGUAAUGGACUGGCAUCCCAUAUAAUCUGUAUUCCCACCUCAUUCCUAUUAUUCCUUGAAUACUCCACCACCCUGAUCAGAAUAAAGCUGUUACAGGAGAUGAAUAAAUAAUCAUUGAAAAAUGUCAUGUAGUCCAUGUGGAAACAGUUGCUUAGU
Messenger RNA from Hemibagrus wyckioides, 3364 nucleotides. RefSeq names its product interleukin-18 receptor 1-like. The record is from RefSeq and is a predicted model, not a curated record. Gene Ontology annotation, molecular function: interleukin-1 receptor activity. NCBI's taxonomy places the organism in Eukaryota, Metazoa, Chordata, Actinopteri, Siluriformes, Bagridae. The transcript has 10 exons. The coding region runs from base 412 to 1977 and encodes 521 amino acids. Gene Ontology annotation, biological process: signal transduction.